This is a messenger RNA of Macrosteles quadrilineatus (aster leafhopper), 565 nucleotides long. RefSeq lists its product as uncharacterized. The transcript is spliced from 2 exons. The record is from RefSeq and is a predicted model, not a curated record. Lineage: Eukaryota; Metazoa; Arthropoda; Insecta; Hemiptera; Cicadellidae. The coding region runs from base 74 to 508 and encodes 144 amino acids.
UAUUUUCAUAGCUUAUGGAAUGAAAUAAUUUCAAGAUUCAAGCUAGUCUCAAAAUUUUCAGUAAUUUCUCAAAAUGCUGCCCUGGUUCAGAGCUGUGGCUCUCCCUGCCCUGAGGGCGUUGCCAGCUGCCUCUAGUCUUCAGCCACAUGUCUCCCGGGUGCUCCAAGCUUCCCCGCGUCUCUACGUCAUCAGCCCAAGUCUCGACACAAGCCAGACGUAUCGAGCCUUCGCUUGUACAACAUGUGGAGGAGGAAGUUUCAAACCAACUCCCAAACCCAGUCCUGCAAAAUCACAAGCGAAGAAAACCAAGACUACAGAAGCGAAGAAGACCAAGACUGUAGAAGCGAAGAAGACCAAGACGGCAGCUAAGAAACCGGCCGCUGGUAAAAAAUCGUCAAAGGGAAAAAAUAAGAAGCCUUGUCCUAAAAAGGAAGAGCCAAUUGAGGAGAAAAAAGUGGAAAAGAAGAAGUGCGUGAAGAAAACUUGGCAUCCAAAAUGCGGUUCAUGAUUUAAAUACACUUUCCACAUUGCCACUGUCAAAUAUUAAAAUCAAGUUUUAAUAGAA